This is a messenger RNA of Centropristis striata (black sea bass), 709 nucleotides long. It is a transcript of the gene snrpd3l, whose product is annotated as small nuclear ribonucleoprotein D3 polypeptide, like. Gene Ontology annotation, cellular component: U4 snRNP; catalytic step 2 spliceosome; spliceosomal tri-snRNP complex. Lineage: Eukaryota; Metazoa; Chordata; Actinopteri; Perciformes; Serranidae. Gene Ontology annotation, biological process: RNA processing; spliceosomal snRNP assembly. The record is from RefSeq and is a predicted model, not a curated record. Gene Ontology annotation, molecular function: RNA binding. The coding region runs from base 172 to 555 and encodes 127 amino acids. The transcript has 4 exons.
GCUACACAGGAAGCAGUUCUUUGAACCACCUACUGUUGCAUUUUGGGUAGACGGAAAACGCUCCAAAAGAGACGAGAAAGCGACGAGGGCACGUUGCAGAGUCGUUCAAGAAGAAAGAAAUAACGACAAAGAAAUCAGUUUUCAAGACAGAAUCAAGGAAGGCGAUUAAAAAUGUCUAUCGGUGUGCCAAUCAAAGUCCUGCAUGAGGCAGAGGGACACAUUGUGACCUGUGAGACAAACACUGGAGAGGUGUACAGAGGCAAGCUUAUUGAGGCUGAGGACAACAUGAACUGCCAGAUGUCCAACAUAACAGUGACUUAUCGUGAUGGCCGGGUGGCACAGUUGGAGCAGGUGUACAUCCGUGGCAGCAAGAUUCGAUUCCUGAUCUUGCCUGACAUGUUAAAGAAUGCCCCCAUGUUAAAGAGUAUGAAAAACAAGAACCAGGGAUCUGGCGCAGGAAGAGGCAAGGCAGCUAUUCUCAAAGCACAAGUGGCUGCGAGGGGACGGGGCCGUGGUGGAAUGGGAAGAGGCAACAUCUUCCAGAAGAGACGAUAACUGCCUCAGCUGUGUUAACAUAUUUUCACUGUAUAGUUUUUAAUUUUGUCUUCUUUUGAUUGGAUAUCUUUGGUAUUUUUUGCAAUCCUGUACUCUGCAGUUUAUUGCUUUACUUUCAUUUUUUUUUAAUGAAAAUAAACCUAUUUCCAUUUGA